Lactuca saligna is the source of this 1155-nucleotide messenger RNA. The record is from the annotation of a GenBank genome assembly. NCBI's taxonomy places the organism in Eukaryota, Viridiplantae, Streptophyta, Magnoliopsida, Asterales, Asteraceae.
AUGUGUGCGAUUCGUUCAGGUGUUACCAUAAGUAUUGGUGUACUUUUCCUUGUGGGAAUCAGCUUUUCUUUGUUCAAAGUGAUCAAGAAAACAAAAGCCAGAAGAAUGAGAAAGAGAUUUUUUAAACGGAAUGGUGGCUUACUUCUAAAACAACAAGAAGAAGCCGACCCAUCUUUUGUUGAUAAAACUAUACUUUUCACGUCACGUGAGUUGGAGAAAGCCACCGACUCCUUCAAUGAAAACAGAAUUCUAGGUCGUGGAGGCCAAGGUACUGUAUAUAAAGGGAUGUUAGUGGACGGAAGGAUUGUCGCUGUGAAGAAAUCAAAACUAGUUGAUGAAAGUCAAUUAGAGCAAUUCAUUAAUGAGGUGGUCAUUCUUUCCCAAGUAAAUCAUAGAAAUGUGGUGAAGCUAUUAGGAUGUUGCUUAGAGACAGAGGUUCCUUUGUUAGUCUCCGAAUUCAUUUCAAAUGGGACUUUGUACGACAGUAUACACAAUGAGACAAAUGAGUUCCCAAUUUCUUUCAACAUGAGAUUACAAAUUGCUACGGAGGUUGCUCGAGCACUUGCCUACUUACAUUCUGCAACUUCCAUACCAAUAUACCAUCGGGAUAUCAAAACCACUAAUAUACUUUUGGAUGAAAAAUACAGGGCCAAAGUUUCGGACUUUGGAACUUCAAGGUUCGUAUCAAUGGACCAAACUCAUUUGACCACGUUAGUCAAAGGUACUUUUGGCUACCUAGAUCCUGAGUACUUCCAGUCGAGUCAAUUCACUGAAAAGAGUGACGUUUAUAGUUUUGGAGUUGUUUUAGUUGAACUCUUAACGGGUGAAAGGCCAAUUUCCCUAACUAGAUUUGGUGAAAAUAGAAGUUUGGCAGUGCAUUUCAUGUUGGCUAUGGAAGAAGGGCGUGUUAUGUCUAUUUUUGAUGCAAUGGUGAUUAAAGAAAGUAGCUCUGAUGAGCUUUUGGUAUUAGCAAAUCUUGCAAUGCGGUGCUUGAAUAUGAAUGGUAAAAAUAGGCCUACAAUGAAAGAAGUAGCAAUAGAGUUAGAAACGAUAAGAACAUCACACAUUCCCUCUAUGGUUGAAACUAAUACCAGACAGGUUGUGUACGAGGACUUUUCUAUGCUAACUUAUAGUGACUCAACAUCAACAUUUUGA